AUGUUUUCGCAACAGGUCUCUUGGUAUAAAGUCGAUCUAGACGAGACCGCGUUAGGUCCUGACAUAGUCAAGCUGUUAUCUGGGUACAGUGGGAUCUCAGAGCCUGAGCAGCCCGCCCACAUCAAGAGUAUUCGCAACGAAGCAUGGCAGACAUUCCCUUUUCCUUGCAUCGGCCAGUUCAUGUUCCUUCGCCUCCGCCUUAGCACUUACUCAUUCUACCCUCGCCUGCUCUCCUACCUCUCGCAGGCCGCGGACAAGGACAAGCCGCCGCCCCUCUUUCUUGAUCUGGGUGCAUGUCUGGGCCAGGAAGUGCGCAAGCUGGCGUUUGAUGGUGUUCCGGUCUCGCAGCUUUUCAUGGCGGACCGUUUCAUCGGAUACAAGACAUGUGCCGCAAGGCUGUUUCGUGACGCCGACGGGCUCGGCGACAACUACAUGCUGUUUGACGUUUUUGCACCCGGAAGUCAGGGUCUAGGGGAGAGAUGUUUAGACGGCAGGUUCAGUGUUGUUGCGCUGGUCAAUGUCCUGCAUCUUUUUGGCUAUGACGAUCAGGUGAGGAUCUGCUGUCGCGUGGUCACGGAGCUGUUAUUGCAGAAAGAAGAGGUUGUCAUUGUUGGCUCUCAGAUGGCUGCAACUUCUAAAGGCGGACCUGUCAAGCUUCCAGGGGCGGUUGAUGAUCACGACGGGGGUGGUGGUCGUGGUCGUGGCCUGAUUGCCACCCGUGACCAGCUAGACAAGAAUGAGUUGCAGCAGAUUGAUCAUGACAAGAAGGCCUUUCAUAUGAUGGCAAAGGUGUUGCUGCCGACAGAGGAAACGGAAGUGGAGGAGAGGAAAAGUGGUGAGGUUAUGAAGGCUUUUGAUGGCACCGCCCCGUCAAAGCAGAGCAAGGAACUUUUCGCCCACGACGUUACAAGCUUCAAUUUGUUUUGGGAGGACGUUGGGAAAGCAUGCGGUGGUGUCAAGUUCAACGUCAACGCGCACAUGGUGCCCAUGGUAGAUGAGGGAUUAGGAAUGUGGGAAAGAGAUUCCAAGUGGCUUGUUUUUUGGGUUGAAAGAAUUUAG
Molecule: messenger RNA, 1059 nt
Organism: Colletotrichum destructivum
Lineage: Eukaryota; Fungi; Ascomycota; Sordariomycetes; Glomerellales; Glomerellaceae
Exons: 2
Coding region: 1-1059 (352 amino acids)
Source: RefSeq, a predicted model, not a curated record